UGUUUCCCCAAGUUUCACUUUAUCAACAACAAGAAGCUUUGCUCACAGUGAGGACGAGGGGUUUUUUUAACGCAAGCAAUCAGAUAAUUGUCCAAAAAACCUUCAGUAUCAACAAUGUUUAUGACUGAUCACAAACACGACAGCUUCGGUGCGAAUUAGACGCUGAACUUUGGACCCAUAUCGCCUUUUAAAUAAUUCCGGAAGACAAAUAUUGCAUAUAUGUUGCAAUCGAAACUUGGAAACCAAAAGGUGAAGGGUGCGGUUUAAAGUCAUGAAGUGGCCAUGAUAAGUAAAUCUUGAUUAUUACGUACACUUCAACCUUAUCAUGGCUGUCUCAGCCAUCCCAGAAUGGAGGGAUAAGAUGGCAGGAGAGCAGCAAGUGGAGGAUGAGUUUACCUGCCCAGGUGUGUUGCAGGGCUCUCUGCUAUCCCUGAAACCCACAGUGGAGCGAGUGUUUGGUGUGACUUUGAGAAUUGGUGGGGAAGACAGCGCAUAUGCCUCUCAGGAUGGACAAAUUUGGCUCCAAUUGAAGGGAAGAAAACGAGAAGUUGAGGCAGCAAAGCUUUUUAUAAAAGGUGUUGUGAACCAGGAGGCUCAGAAGGAAGUUCAAUAUCCACAUGUCCUUCAGUGUGUGUUUUGUGGUGCCAAGGGGUUAUUUAUCGACUGCCUGGUUAGAAAUACCUCAGCGCAUAUAGUGGUGGGCUCAGUAGGUUGUCUCCUCAUCUCCGGGUUGGCCGAGCCUGUUGUGAAGGCCUACUCCCUUGUUAUAGACCUGGUAGACAAGUACAAUUCUAGCCAAGCACAACACUCUGAAGCAAGAAGUGAGUCCAUGGAUUCUCGUCGGGUCUUCAAAUCUCUGGUGGAGAGACUGGAGGACAGUCACUCUCUAGAACUGCUGGUCUUGCCAGUGAUGGUUAAAGAAGUUCUUCUGGACUUAGUUAAGCAGUCAGGACUAGAUCCAAACACUUUGGACAGUGGUGUAGUUUCAGCCGGAGCCACAAAACCUCUAAAACUUCAGGAGCGCAUGGAUAGACUGAUGCUAAGAGAAUCUAAUGAGGACCAGAACCUUGAUAUUUUAAAGAGUGCCACCAUUUCUCCCAGAGCAAAUGGAACACCUUUUUCUAAUUUAGCAGAUUAUACAGGAAGUCGCCUCUUCCGCUCUUUGGUAGCAGGCACAGAUCCAAGGCCUGGUGCUACAAGUGCAGAUAUAAAUAAACAAGACAGAGAAGUGCAGAAGUGGUCUGAAGGUGUAUCCUGUGAUAUAGAGGAGGAAAGAGAGUCAAAUCAGGAGGAUCAACAUGGAGAAUGCCUGUUGUCUACAGCGAGCAAACAAGAAAAUGAGCACCUACUUAAAUUUUUCACUGCAAUGGGCUUCAAUGAUGAAGUAGUAUGCAGGGUUUUAGCCCGUACUGGACCCAGAGAACCCUCCCAGGUUCUUGACCUGAUCCAGCAAGAGCAAGAUAAAACAGUGAUUCAGAUCAUAAAGCAGGAGGUGAAUGGGGCUCCAGGGGCCAAAGAUGAGGAUUUUGUCCUUGGUGUGAUGAAGAAAGCAGCAGCCAGCUGUGGGUACACAGAGGACAAGGUGGCUGAGAUUUACAGCAACCUCCCUGAAUUGAAACCACAUGAGCUGAUCCUGGAACUACAGAGAAAGGGCAUGAGAGAACCCAUUGGCAGGAAUGACAGCAAGAGAAAGACAGCAGAAGAAAUAGAGGAGCAGAGGAGAAAUGCACCCAUUCUUCAAAGAGCUGAAGAAAGUCCUUUAAAGGAAGAGAAGAAAACUGAGAGAAUUAAUGGGAAGAGUGGAAUGACAAAUAUAGAAAAGACUGAGAAUGACAGAAGAGUAAGUUUAGAAGGAGUGACUAAAAAGAAGCAGGAUGGGAGAGGGAGGUCAAGUGUAGGACCGAGGACGCCAGAACAAUUAACUGAGCCAAACAAGAUGGACUUGCCAGGCACUAAACCAGAUAUUUUUUCAUCUUCUCAAAAUCAGCCCCCAUUCCAUACUAUUCCUCAUUCUGUAUGUGGCCCUCCUCAGCCAACUUACCCAUCUCCACUGCACUCCAUCUCAGAAGAAAAAAUUGCCCCAGUAGAGCCCACUUUCCACAGGCCUAAGCACAAACCUCUACCAAGCAAAGCAGGUGCAGUCAUCACCGGACAACAGCGCUUCUUGGAAGGCUUAGAGACACCAUUUGUCCUCAAGCUGAAGGAUGACCAUGGUGACCCAGGGCUGCGGCAGAUCAUCAUUGAUGGGAGCAAUGUUGCCAUGACGCAUGGUUUGGGAAUAUUUUUCUCUUGUCGAGGCAUUGCUCUGGCUGUGGAGUACUUCUGGAACCAAGGUCAUCGUAAAAUCACAGCACUUGUUCCUCAGUGGAGACAGAAGAAAGACCCAAAGAUAAAAGAGCAGCACUUUAUGGCACAACUGCAGGAUCUUGGUCUCCUCUCGUUUACCCCAUCUAGAGAAUUUAAAGGACAGAGGAUAAAUUCCUACGAUGACAGAUUUAUGCUGCAGCUUGCAAGGCAGACAGAUGGAGUGAUUGUAACGAAUGACAACAUGAGAGACCUUGUGGAUGAGUCUGUUGGAUGGAAAGAAAUCAUCAAGAGAAGGCUGCUGCAGUACGUGUUUGCAGGGGACCUCUUUAUGGUGCCAGAUGAUCCUCUAGGCCGAAGUGGACCCCACAUUAAGGACUUCUUACGGACACAGAACAGCUCCCCUAUUCCAAGCAGUCACACAUUUGCUGGUAUGGCCUCAAAUUUCCCCCAACACUCCUCUCCACCCAGAGCUCAGACGGAAGUGCUGAAGUACCGUGAACGGACACCUGGGGGCAUCAGCAGAACUCACGGGUCAGUCAGUGGUCAUUCCCAGGGCGGAAAAGAGAUGGAGAGGUCAGCAGAGGAGACCGUCAGGCUGAAACAGGAUUUACUGCAGAUUUUUCCAGAGCAGGAGAGUGUGGUUACAAUGACCCUACAGUGCUACCCAACUCUUACAGACAUCAACCAAUUGUCUUAUUUCAUUCUGGAUCAAGUAGAUACCGAGGAUUAGAAGACCAUGAAUGUAAGUUUGAAGUGAGAGAGACUGGCUCAAUAAUAUAACAAUCUGUGAACUGUUAGUUAAUUGCAGUGCUAAAUUAGCAAAUAGAGUAUUCAGUGGCUAGGAUUUGAAUGUCUCCUUAAUGUCUACAAUCCCAAUUCCAAAAAAGUUGGGACGCUGUUUAAAAUGUCAAUAGAAACAGUACCAUGAUUUGCAAAUCUCAUGAACCCAUAUGUUAUUCACAAUAGAACAUAGAAAACAUAUCAAAUGUUUAAACUGAAGAAAUGUACCAUUUUAAGAAAAAAAUAAGGUAAUUUUGAAUUUGAUGGCUGCAACACAUCUCAAAAAAGUUGGGACGGCGCCAACAAAUGGCUUGAAAAGUAAGUAUUACUAAAAAGAUACAGCUGGAGGUUAAUUGGGAACAGGUCAGUAACAUGAUUGGGUAUGAAAAGAGCAUCUUAGCGAGGCAGAAUCUUUCAGAAGUAAAGAUGGGGAGAGGUUCAUCAAUCUGC
This is a messenger RNA of Ictalurus furcatus (blue catfish), 3537 nucleotides long. It is a transcript of the gene khnyn, whose product is annotated as KH and NYN domain containing. Gene Ontology annotation, molecular function: RNA endonuclease activity; mRNA binding. Lineage: Eukaryota; Metazoa; Chordata; Actinopteri; Siluriformes; Ictaluridae. Bases 326 to 3037 code for a protein of 903 amino acids. The transcript is spliced from 9 exons. The record is from RefSeq and is a predicted model, not a curated record. Gene Ontology annotation, cellular component: nucleus; cytoplasmic ribonucleoprotein granule.